AUGCUGUGGUUUAGAAUCAUCGGCCUAAAAGCGCGCAACCAACAGCCGCUCAUGCCAGAGGAAACCAUUGUGUUGGAAAUGUUACGACUGGAGUCCUUUGCGAUUCCGGAGCCGUUAUGUCUUCAGCUCUUGGUCCUCGGUAGAGUGAAAUCCGGCUUCGGCACCUCACUCCGGCCCACCUUUCCACCACUCCCAACCACCGUCAUCCAGUGGCAAGGCGCCGCCAUUCCUGGUAACUUCGCCGCCGCUAUCACUGCCGCCCCUCACAACCUUUAUGAUGAGCUUCCAUGCUUAGGAAUUCACUUAGCAGCCCUCAUUACGGCACAGAAUAAUGACAUCAGCCCAUGGUCACCACAUGGUGUUCCUGCCCACACCCACGCCAAUCAAAAUCUCAUUGGCUACCGUCCCACGAAACGCUACCGCCCCGAAGCGUAUGCGUCCGUCAUCGACGUUGGAAUAUCGGCUGGAGAAGUCCAAAACUAUCCUCCAAACAGCGGCCUCAACUUCAGCCUCCUGAAACGUACUUCAGAGAUCCUUUCCUCGUUGACAACAUUCAAGACCACCGACAUAAGCUUUCCGACUCUUACAGAGUACAGAGCUACUGCACAAGCAGCCCAGUACAUCCCAGAUCCACAACAACCCGGAGUACGCAACAUCCAAGGGCUCACUACCAUUUGGAUAAUCAACAAUGAAAUACCUAGUCAAAUUGGUGUAUCAAUUGUGUUUGCUCCCAGGUACUACAAGGAGUCACCUAACGACAAUUUUGACAACUGGUGUUGUCUGUCGCCCGACGCUCCACUUGCAGCAGACGUCCCCAACCCACUUCCCGCAGCCUGGUUUGAAAACCGAAACGAUCGGCGUCAAAUCAGAGACAUCUACUCACUGGCUCAGUUUAGCUCAAUCUCAUCAGAUGCUAACGAGUACAGAAGAGUGACACUGGAAGCUCUAGUUAUAUCAAGGAGAUAA
Nilaparvata lugens (brown planthopper) is the source of this 966-nucleotide messenger RNA. RefSeq lists its product as uncharacterized. The coding region runs from base 1 to 966 and encodes 321 amino acids. The record is from RefSeq and is a predicted model, not a curated record. The transcript has a single exon. NCBI's taxonomy places the organism in Eukaryota, Metazoa, Arthropoda, Insecta, Hemiptera, Delphacidae.